UUUAUUUUUGCAUUGAUAGACCCAAGGAAUUAAAAUACGGCUGAGCAGUUUUGAGCUGAAUAGCUGGGUGUAUCAGUACAGAGGCGGGUGUAAGAGUUUAUGUUUAGACUUGAGCACAACUGAUCCAUCCCCCUCCUUCAUAGCCUCAGUCUCUCAGCUGAACUGCAAUUGUGAGUGGCUGCAGCCUGCUUAAGGAAACACAAAUUCUCUCCCACCUUUUCAGAAAACGAUGGAAAACGAAGUGUUUGCAUCGUUUACUUUCUACAGCACGCUCUUGAUUAUAAAAAUGUAUGUUCUUGCCAUCAUCACAGGACAAGUGAGGCUCAGAAAGAAGGCUUUUGCCAAUCCAGAGGACGCCCUGAGGAAUGGAGGGCUGCAGUACUACCGAGAGGACCCGGAUGUGGAGCGAUGCCGCAGGGCCCAUCGUAAUGACAUGGAGAACAUUUUCCCCUUCCUCUUCCUUGGGGCCAUCUACUCGCUGCUGGAGCCCAAUCCCCUCCUGGCACGAGCCCACUUCCUGAUCUUCUGCUUGGGGCGGAUAGUUCACACCGUGGCCUACCUGCUGCAGCUGAAAGCUCCCACGCGCUCGGUGGCAUACAGCGUGGCCCAGCUGCCCUGCUUCUCCAUGGCACUGCAGAUCCUCUUCGCGGUCAUACCAAACUGGUAACACGCAAGACUCACCCGCCAGGGCUGCCGAGGGGCUUAGAAAGAUGUGACUGUGCUGCUUUCCCAGGAGAUGGACUUACUCUGCUGUGGCUUUUGUGCAGGAGUCUCCCAGCUGGACAGAGCCCGUGGCUCACUUGAAACCCCCCUGCGUGUGUGCAGCACCCCAUUCCCAGGGGCAGGCUGCAGAGGCAGAAGGGAAUGCUUUACGCAGACGGAUGCUCUUGUAUUAAGCACUCAGCAAUUAGCAUCCCAGCAACGGCAUUGUGGCAUCUUCCAGGCUCCUCGCUGGCGACCUGGGCAUUGGGUUCUUGGGGGUGGGAGUGGUGAAGAUGGGGUGGAUGCCCAGUUAAGAACACAAAUUAAACCAGGCAGUGGUAAGGCAUCUGUAAGCAGUCUGGCUCUGUCACUAUGGGGAGGGAGAAGGGGAGACACUUCAUAGAAUCAUAGAGCUGGAAGAGACCUCAGGAGGUCAUCAAGUCCAGCCCCCUGCCCAAGGCAGGACCAAUCGCAACUAAAUCAA
Molecule: messenger RNA, 1186 nt
Organism: Pelodiscus sinensis (Chinese soft-shelled turtle)
Lineage: Eukaryota; Metazoa; Chordata; Testudines; Trionychidae
Source: RefSeq, a predicted model, not a curated record